AUGGCCAAGUCUCUUCUUCUUACCACCCUCAUCGCCGCUGGCGUUUAUGCUCAGUCGACUCCCGACCCCAGCCUCAUUAAAGGUGGCGAGUUCCAGCAUCUGGGUUGCGUUGCCAUCAAGCCUGGAACCUUUCCUCGACAGUUUGACUUGGGUCAGGCCGGGUGCACAUCAUCUUGCUCGACCAAUGGCAACAUCAUCGCCUUCCACGGUAACUCCUGUGCUUGCGAUCGCCUUGAUUUGUCGCCGAGCCCAAUUCCCUACCGGGUGACUAAGGUGGACAACUCGCUCUGCAACCAAUGGUGCGAUCCGGCAGAUAAGUCCAAGGGAACCUGUGGAGGUGCCACCGUCCGCGGCUGGCCGGUCUAUGACCUCUACAAGAGGAAUGACGCCAGAGUCGUCUUUGUUCCGUUCCCAGGCGACGUUGCUACUCCUGUAGCCCCUGGACAGACACCUGCCCCGGUCCCCAACGACCCAGGACACAAGCCUGGCGAUGUCUUCCACGACUGCCCCCCAGAUGUCGUUGACUGCCCCUAUCGCACAAAGUGCCCUGGCGGCAACUGUGGCGGGGCCAAGCCUAUCCCUCAGCCUUGCCACGGAUGCAGUCCCCCAAGCGGUGGCAAGAACUGGACUGCUCCUGCGUGUCCCCCUGGCGGCUGCCCUCCAGGUCAGGGCCCAACUCCUGGCGGUGGGGAUAACGGAAAUGGUGGGAAUGGCAAUAACGGUGGCCAGGGAGGUAACAACAACGGAGGCGCUGGAGGCGCUGGACAGGACUCUGGUAGCGGAUCUCAAGGCGGUCAGGGAGACGGUAGCAGCUCAGGGAGCGGUAGUGAUUCCGGCAACGGAAGCUCUGGAAGCCAAUCUGGUAGCGACGCAACUGGCCAAGAUGGCUCCAGUCAAGGAAGUGACGGAACGGAUAGUGGCAGCAGCGCGGGCGGUUCAGGAUCGGAUCAGUCCUCUCAGGGACAGGGUGACCAGUCCGGAUGUACUGGAACAGCUUGCGUCAACUCGGGCAUCAAGACUGAGGCUGGAAGCUUCAUGUUUGCAGUCGUCGCCGGUGUCUUGGUUGGGCUAUGGUAA
Messenger RNA from Fusarium vanettenii 77-13-4, 1077 nucleotides. RefSeq lists its product as uncharacterized. The transcript has a single exon. Bases 1 to 1077 code for a protein of 358 amino acids. The record is from RefSeq and is a predicted model, not a curated record. NCBI's taxonomy places the organism in Eukaryota, Fungi, Ascomycota, Sordariomycetes, Hypocreales, Nectriaceae.